Trichophyton rubrum CBS 118892 is the source of this 3075-nucleotide messenger RNA. RefSeq lists its product as uncharacterized. Gene Ontology annotation, cellular component: trans-Golgi network. The coding region runs from base 1 to 3075 and encodes 1024 amino acids. The record is from RefSeq and is a predicted model, not a curated record. The transcript has a single exon. NCBI's taxonomy places the organism in Eukaryota, Fungi, Ascomycota, Eurotiomycetes, Onygenales, Arthrodermataceae.
AUGCAAGUACGCGAUGGUUCUCUUGAUACCGACGGUCUACAGCAUGUAGUCUUGAAUAAACCCCUGGAGCGCAUGUCACUACCCGACCAACAAAGAAAAUCCAACACUUUUCGCAAAACUGAAAUAACGUCUUUCUUAUUCCGUGCACUCCCAUCUUCACUAUCUUCGGAUGUUCCUGUGACAGAUGCGGUUCAGAUAUUCAUUGGUGUGGCUGCUGUCUUAUCGCCUCUAGGAAUGGAGCGAAAGCGGGCAUUCGUUCUGAAGGAGCUUUUCUCAAUACUCAUCCCUGGACUUGUACAAGCUAGGAAGAUUGGUGCGGCAGAAAUUGGCAUUCACCCAGCUGCAGGAUUAUCUGCCCUCAGCAAUGCCUCUUUCGACAUCAACGCUUUGGAUAUUGGCCCUGCAAAUAUGGAAGCAGGUUUAAGAUCGGUUCUGUCUCUUAUUGGAGGGGUUUAUGGCGCUAAGCUUACCAACGGACGGAUAAACAGCGAAUGGCAGAAUGAUGGACAUGAUUUUGACUAUGACUCAAUUGAGGCAAUCAUUGAGCGUACAUUUCAGAACUCUGCCCUUGAUACAUAUGGCGACUUGGCUUUGAAGAUUGAUAUACUUAAAUCCUGUAUCAACUUCUGUGAAGCACUGCCUGACUUUUCCGGCGUUUUGAAGUUUACUGUUGCUCUACUACACGCCGCCAAAGGCACAUAUAUGCUCACCACAGAUCUUCAGAAGAACAGGCCACUUCUGAGUCCCGACGAGCAAACUCGUUUAUACAAUACGGUUAAACGCACAGUCAGCGUUGCACACAAGCUCGGGGUGUCAAAUUUGGAAGCUGAAUAUUGGGAUGAUUUCUUGGUUCGCGAUGUGCUGAUACAACCUUCGGGUGCAGAACCUCCUGUUCGACGAACGAAGCAAGAUUUUGGGGUUACCUUUAGUACUGAAAAAGGCGGCGAAACAGAACCAUUUAUCUAUAAUGCAUUCUCCAAGCCCCUUACACCAACCGCCGAGGCACCGUUGAUUGCUGGCGAGCCUGCAACCGCAAGGGUUAUUCUACAAAACCCAUUCGACUUUGAACUCGAGAUUGAACACAUACAACUUGAAGGUGAAGGCAUUGCCUUUGAUGCCAGUGCAUCAAAUCUUCUCCUUGCGCCAUUCUGUCUGCAGGAAAUCGGGGUUACUCUAUUAGCUGCAGAGGAAGGUGUGCUCAAAAUCACUGGAUGCACUGUCAAGGUAAAGUUUUGCCGAGAAAGACGAUUCCCUAUCUUCAAGAAGAUAUGGAAAUCCGUGGCGGAAACCAAGCUCAAACGCAGCGGAUUAGCUGCUAAGGACCCUUCCUUAUCGCGGCCUACCUCAUGGAGUUCGAAUACAUCCCAAGGAGCAAUACCUUCGAGGAAACCGCCAGAAACUACGACUUUGUCUGCGAAUAUUAUCAAAGCGCAGCCCAUGAUUGAAGUGCGAAGCUCCUCGCUUUUACAAUCUGCAAUAAUGAUGCUAGAAGGGGAAACUAGCUUGUUUGAGAUUACAUUACAUAACACAUCCGAUUGUCCUGCUGAUCUCCUUCUCUUUACUUUUCAAGAUUCUACAACAGCUCAUCUACAAGUGGCAUUAAACAACAAAGACAACCUGCCUACAGAAAUUUACGAGUUGGAAUAUCAGAUGUUGAAACGGCCGCCAUUACGUUUACGAACCUCCGGACCAGGGCAAGAAAUACCAUCCCUUGACCCUGGUGAAUCAAAGACGUUUACAAUUGAAGUAUUAGGCAAGCCUGGCCUUAGAAAAGCCACUAUUCAAGUUGAUUAUGCAUGUAUUGGUGCAUCGCCUUCGGAACUUCCAGACACUUUUUAUACCAGGCAGAUCAGUAUACCCUUGACUGUCACCGUCAAUGCCAGCUUGAAUAUUUCCCGGUGCGAGAUCCUGCCUUUCAAUGGUCAUCUUGGAUGGAUCGGUGAUGCAUCCUCUGAUAUAAAAUCAAAAAAGCACCCAACGACAUAUGCCACCUUACCUGACCCUUCGAUUGUUUCUACCGGUGGCCGAAAUGAUCCACAGAUAUCACCAGUUAUAUCUCAACUAGGAUCGAAAUACACAGGAUCAGACUACUGCUUAUUGCUUAUAGAUUUACGAAACUCGUGGCCUAACCCAAUAUCUGCUUAUCUGAAGGUCACUGACUCGACUGAGGAAAAAAUUGAUCGUUCCGAGGCCGGAAGUUCGACUCUUCAUUUACAGGAAGUCUCUGAUGUACUACAACCCGGGCACCUCUCUCGCUUCGCCCUGGUUAUUCCACGGAUAUACCUGGAUGAUCCCCACCAGAAAAUUCCGGUAUUAAAUGCUGCAAAUAGGCGGCAGUUUGUAGUUAGCGCUAAUAAGCUUAGCUAUGAGGCGGAAACUGCCAAAAGAGAAGCAUUCUGGCUUCGUGAAAAGAUGUUCGAGAAUCUCCACGGGCUAUGGAAGGACGAGGUUACGGGCCGUGAAGGAGUUAUUGACUUCCGUGCGAUUGUGUUAACCAAUCGUAUGAUCAGCUCACUCCGAGUAGACGACAUAGAGCCAAGCUUUAAUCUUCUGCCGCUACAGAAAACAAUCGACCAGGAAUCCUGCAGUGACCAAUACCCAGCUAUCCUACAAACAGGACAGUCAAGAUUCUCCGUUUCAACUGACACAUUCUUCAACCUUCAAACCACGCUUUUCAACCGCUCUUCAAAGCCAAUUCAUCCCAUUAUCCGGAUUCAGCCUACUUUGCGCAACCAACCAUAUACAAUUGCGCUUGAAUUAUCAAGGCGCCUAUCCUGUACAGGGAUGCUUCAACGAGCACUUCCGGUUCUAGGCCCCAGGGAACAGAGACAAAUAAACCUAGGCAUUACUAUUCACUGUGCUGGAGAGUACGAAAUUAGAGCUACAGUUGAGGAAGUUAAGGCUGCAAACACGAUAAUCGAACCGACAGAAGAGAAAGCCGCCCCGUUAUUCGAUAAACAUGCAUACCAUCAUGAUAGCUACCAGCAAUCCUUCGAUACCAAGGCACCGCGACAGCGACGUAAAUGGCAUUCUAGACUACCUUGUAUAAUAACAGCACGAGAGAGCCUCGUGUGA